UAUGAACACCACCCCUCGAGGACAACGCCAUGUCACCNCCCAAAUAGCAACAAACAGUCCUUUCGCUCGAACCAACGCCAUCUCUGCCUCGACCGGGCCUCGUUCACCAAUCAAGCCCAACACUCGCGACCGUCAAGAGCUGGGUCUGAGUCUGAAACGCGUCAUUGGCACCACAUGUCAGACUGUCUUCUGCUUCGACCAUCUGCCUGACACAAAAAGUUUCGCCUAUACCGCAGGCGCCGCCGCAGUUGUCGCCUCUGUCCAUCCUGAUGGGUCCAUAUCACAACGUUUCUUUAGAGCCAACCCAGCAAAUACUCCGAAUAGGUCCAACCUUGCACCUGCCAUAUCUGCCUCACCCGCCGACUCAAGGCUUCGCUCUCCGCUGCCGCCAACAGACCGCACUGAAUGGAACGAUUCUCCCGCAGGAAGUAAGAGUAGUGCUGUGCGCGAACGUGUAAAGGCUGCCACUGCAGUAAGCUUCAGUCCGAAUGGACGCUUCCUUGCUGUGGGUGAGACUGGCUACAAACCUCGGGUUCUGGUUUUCUCGCUCGCUGACAGGUCGUUCGCCGACUCGCCUGUGUCUUCUAUAUCCGAACAUACUUUUGGCGUCCAAUCCGUGAGUUUUGGCCCUGACUCAAAGUACCUUGCGUCCCUUGGCACCGUGAAUGAUGGCUUCUUGUACAUUUGGAGUAUCGACGAANAAGGAGGCACACCUACUUUAGUUGCUAGCAACAAAUGUACCACAAGCGUGCGACACAUGGCGUGGAUGGGCUGUAGCCUGGUAACGGUAGGACUACGUUUCAUCAAGGUAUGGAGGCCAAAUGACCUUCCAGCUAGCGUCAAUGAGAACUCGGAACGAGGCUAUGGUCUAUAUAACCGCCAACACAAGCCGCUGGCUGGCCGAAACACCCUGCUAGGUGAUCUGCUCGACGCAACUUUCACAUGUGUAGCAUCCUUCUCCGAGACAAAGGCCAUUGUCUGCACUGAUGGUGGAGACGUUUGUAUUCUCGACGAUGAGGAUAAAGCUCAGAGACUCAUCAGGGUCACCAAUGUCGAUUUCAGCAUCACAGCUGCAUGCCUCGGGCCUGAUAAUAACAUCAUCAUUACCGGGCUGGAUGGUAGCAUUGAGGUUCUUGAUCUCGACGAGCUCACGAGAACCUUCGUCUCACCGAACACUCCACCGGGGUCUAAAGCAUCUGCAAAGCCUUCGGCCUCGGGCUACGUUGCAGUUGGGUGCAUCGAGGACUCCAUAGUGACCGUAGACAACAGUCAUGGCAUCCAACUACGACAUGUCUCGCCAAAAUCUCGCGACGACAAUCCUGGCCAUGCAGUACUACAAAAGCUCCCAGCACAUUCAGAUGCAGUCCUUGGAGUCCGUGCUGUUGCAACGCCGAACGAGCAGGGUAUUGCAUUCAUCAGCUGGUCCGCAAACGGCACUGUUAUCUUCUGGUCGUCCGAAUGCGAGGCCAAGGCAAUGAUAUUGGUAUCGAUGGACCAGUAUGUCGAUAUGUAUAAUGUUGUAAAUGAGCUCAAGACGGUUGUGGCAUUCUCGAAUGUCUCUCACGCAGUAUCUGGAGACAAAUACGGCGUGCUGAGAGCCCACGCAGGAGAAAUCACCGACAUUGCAAUUCAUGAAGACGCAACAUACACGCUCAUAGCUUCAAGCAGCCGAGACCGUACAAUUCAAUUGUUAACAUGGAGCUCAGGGCGCCUCGAACUUCUGCAAACGCUCGAUGAACACGCAGGCUCAGUGACUUGUGUUCUAUUCGCUAAGAAAGGCGAGCAGCUACUGUCAUGCUCAGCCGAUAGAUCCAUAGUGGUUCGAGAGGCCGCAAGACAACAAGGAUCUGACCUACCCCUGUUCAUCAUCACCAGGACAAUCACACUCAAGAGCUCACCAACCUGCCUAAGGAUGUCUUUGUUUGCUGAUACUCUUCUUGUCUCUGCAACCGAUCGGACGAUCCAACUCGUUAGCACGCAAACUGGUCGCGUCAUCUCCUGCUUCAAGGCCGGCGAUACGGACGGUGGGGAUGCCGUUAUCAUGUCAAGUCUGGUUCAUCUACCAUCCACAGCAGGAUCACCGAUAAUUGCAGGUGUAGCAGGCAGUGACAAAUCUGUGCGCAUGUAUUCAGAGGACGGUACCCUGCUCGCACGAGACUGGGGCCACACAGAAGGCGUUACUGAUAUCGCACUGCUAAAGUCACAUGCAGCACCAGACGACCUAGCAGCGAUGAAACUCGUAACGGUCGCUGCGGACGGCACGAUAUUCAUAUGGGCGACUGUACCUGAAAGACCCCGAUCAAGAGAGUCUUCAGACACAGCCCCAUCAUUCGCAAGCACUGCUCCCGGCAUCGUCUCUGCAGAACAGCCCCUGCGAAAAGUAAUCUCUCACAGUGAGCUUGCCAGGUUUCAACGAGCCAGGUCCAGUGAAACAGAAAACCCAGACGCAACAGGUGCAACAACGAGCACAGUACUGAAANAGAAACCUAGCAGGUUGAGCAUCCGCCCACCGCCACCACCGCUAAGGUUAGAGCCUUCGCCAUUGGGGACUAUGCGCAAUGGUCUAACGGUCAGGAACAGACAACGGAGUCCGAGUCCCACGCCGCCUAGUCCCAGCCCAAGAUUGCCGCCUAGUCCACGGACACAUCCAAGGAGUGCACCAGGAAGACAUCGCCUUUCUGUGGGUGCUGUGCCACCAACGCUUGCCACCACGUCAGCAGAAAAGGCGAGUAGAGAUAGCAAGGCAGAGGCCAGUGCGACGGGCUUUGGAAGCAUUGCGGCAUCGACAGAACAGCUUUCGCGAAUGUUACGUGCAUACAGACAGAAACUCGACGGCAACUGCACUGGCUUGACAGGAGACAAGCUCAAAGAAUUGCAANAAGAGCUAGAAAAGACGGCUCAGGUGGUGCAGCAGAAAUUGGCAGACCACAAAGAUGCAAGAGGAUCGCAAGACACGAGUAGUGCUGCAGAGGAUAGUGGAACGUCCAGGACAGCAUCGUCUUCACAAGACGCAUCAUUCAUGUCUGCACAGACGCAGUUAGACGAAGAGACGGUUAGUGGUGCUGAGCCUACAGCAUCU
Molecule: messenger RNA, 3079 nt
Organism: Aureobasidium musti
Lineage: Eukaryota; Fungi; Ascomycota; Dothideomycetes; Dothideales; Saccotheciaceae
Source: the annotation of a GenBank genome assembly